This is a messenger RNA of Astyanax mexicanus (Mexican tetra), 1101 nucleotides long. RefSeq names its product synaptonemal complex protein 3-like. The record is from RefSeq and is a predicted model, not a curated record. Gene Ontology annotation, cellular component: synaptonemal complex. Lineage: Eukaryota; Metazoa; Chordata; Actinopteri; Characiformes; Acestrorhamphidae. Gene Ontology annotation, biological process: spermatid development; meiotic cell cycle. Bases 238 to 846 code for a protein of 202 amino acids. The transcript is spliced from 9 exons.
AUAGAUAGGAUUAUAUAAUUUUUCUUUGUUGUAAUAUUAUAAAAAUAUUCUUUAAUUCAUAAAAGGCUGCUUCUGGAGACGAGGCCAAUAGCUAGCUAGUGCUAACAGUCUGAGGGAAAUUAUCAGCCAAGCUAGCAGUGCUAACGUUUAGAACAUAUUUGUUCUGGAGAAUUGUCGCAGAAAUACUCACAUCUGUUGCCUAAUCCAGCGUUAAUCACGUACUUAAGAACACCAGCAAUGUCUCUGAAGGACUGUAUUGCCAAUGCGGACACCAACAAACCUGGUUCUUCUUUUAAAGGGAGGAAACGCCGAUCAUCCACAGAAAUCUCACAGGGUGGGGAGGUGAUGGCCAUGUUGGACAGUUUUAGAGUUGACAUAAACAAAGCAUUUGUGGCCAAGAGGAAAUGUUUAGAGUCUUUCACCAGCUCUUCUCUCAAAACCAGCCAGCAGAAGGUUGAAGAGAUGUGGAGGUCUCAGCAGAAAGAGCGGGCUCAAAUGUCAGAAGAUUACUGCACCCAGUUCAGCUCUGUGUUCCAGCAGUGGGAGUCAGACAUACAGAAGGCCAAAGAUCAAGACAAGAAGCUCAUGGCUUUAUUUCAGCACCAGCAGAUGAUGUUCAAGCAGAUGAGAGCUUCCCAAGGCCAGAGGCUGAAGACGCUUAAGCAGCUCCUCGACCACUACAUCAAAAGCAUGCAGGAGCUGCACAACACUCACGAGGAGCAGAGCACUACAGCAGUGAGUGAGUUACGCCAGGAGAUGGGGCUGCUCCACAAGAAAAUCCUCAUGAACACACAGCAUGAGGAGAUGCAGUCAGUGCGCAAAACUCUGCAGUCUAUGCUGAUGUAGGUACUGUGUAAUACUGUACAAAUCUUUACAUCAAACAAAAGUCUUCUUAAAGCUCUGAAUAUAUGUUUACAACACAUUCAAACUGCAGGAGAUUAAUGUUUAAUAUUGUUUGCAUGCUAGAUUACUUGAUUCCCAUAUUAUUAAUAACACCCUUAAUGAAUUAGACUUCAUAAGCUUUUUUAAUUCUGUUUUGUUCAUUUAUUUCAUAUUCCAUAUCUACUGUAUUGAUUUUCCCCAGAGAAUUAUAUUAGUUAC